CCCAUUGACAUCAUUAAAUAAUUGCGUCACUGGGCGAGAGCGAUGGCGGCGGGUGCCUGACGGUGGUCAUGGACGAGCGGCUCGACAGUCUGGAUGGCUGGGUGUCAGUGCGGAGCGGGCUGUUCACCGAGCCGGAGCGCCCGCGACUCCGCUUCCUUGUGGCCUGGAACGAAGUGGAGGGAAUGUUCGCGGUGAGCUGCCAUAGCCGGCCGCUACAGGCGCGGGAUGCCGAAGCUGAGGCCGAGGCCGAGUCCCCGGGCAGCUGGGCCGCGCUCUACUCCCCCCGGGAGCUGCACGGCAUCCACCGACUGCUAGUGGAAAGCUGCGCCGACCUGGAGCACUGCUUCCCGGCGCUGCCCGAACUGAGGCCGCGGGGCCUGUGGGGCCUUCUGUUCCCGGAUCGCUCUCUGACCGAAGGCGCCGAGCCCGGCCUCAACAUGGACACCGUCUGCCGCCAGCUCGAAACCUUCCUGGGUGUCGCCGUCGAACUCUGCGGCCACCGCAUUGCCCUGGAUACACUGUUCCCCGAGGCCGAGGACGACGACUACUUUGAGAGCGUUAGCGAGCUGCGCGGUCGUAGUCUGGAGCAACGGGUGGCCGGCGGGCGAGAGGCGCUGAGGAAGGUCUUGCACCAACACAGACAUGUUAAGAAUAUGGUGGCCCUUAAGAAGCUGUACCAGGAGGAAGAUGAAGCCUAUCAGGAUCUAGUCACUGCAGCCACACAGUUCUACCAGUGUUUGCUGCAACCCUUCAGGGACAUGCGCGAGUUUGCCUCACUGUGCAAACAGGAGGCCUUGAAAUCCCUCGAGUUUGACACUCUGGGUCCAAGGAGAAUUCAGAGUCUGCAGAAAGAAGUGGAAGAGUGGUCUCGGCGCAUGCAAGAAGCAAUCUGCUCAAUUCAGGACAUAACGGUGGAUUAUUUCAGGGAGACAGUGAAAGCAUUGGCAGCCAUGCAGAAGCAGAUGGAAGAAGAUCGAAAUCACUUUGGCAAAGCUGCCUGGGCCAGUGUGGCACCUAGACAGGAAAAACUGAAGUUCAUGUUUGCAAAGGAAACUUUGCAACACACCAGGGCAAAAGAAUUGUGCUUGAAACGUAAGAAAGCCCAGAUUCAAUCCAAGAUGGAACAUCUUGACAACAAAUCAGUGGAGAUGGUGGAUGAACUAGAAAUGCAGUAUUAUGAAACACAGCUGGAGCUGUACAGCAUUCAGCUAGAAACUUUAAAAUAUGAGGAAUUGCUGGUUGUUGCCCAGCUGGACACCAUACGACGUGAAGUCAGGGAAAAAGAGGAAGAGGUGAUUUACUAUGAUGCUUGUGAAGACCCUGAGCAGCUUCAGGCCAAUGAGGGGAUGGGCCUGGUACAUGACAGUCGAUCAGUAGAUCUUAACAAGUUGAUGCGUAAAGCUCAUCAGCUGGAGACUAAACGCGGUGCUAUUGGCUCACGGCGAUCCUACCUGAGGAAUAAGCGGGAUCAGUGUAAGGAAAUUCAAAAGUCAAAGCAGCAACAGUUACAAGAAGCAGAAGUUCAUUUACGACAGCACCACAGUAUUCAGCUAAAACGUGACCAGCAAAAGGAAGAAAAGAAACGGAAGAGGGAAUGGGUAAACAUGGAGAGGCAAAAGACUUUGCAAAGGCUGCGUAGCUUUAAGGAGAAAUCAUCGGGGAAGAUUGCAUUUAAACCUCGUCGUCAAGCUCGCAGAAUGCAGAAGCAAGCUGCCACGUCACCUCAUGCUGGACAACCAAUGUCCAUCAUAGAUAAUUCCAUUAGUAAAAAACAGCCCAGACCCUCUAAGGCUUCCGGAAAUAUUUCAGUACAAAUCUUCUUGCCAGCUGCUACUCCAAUAUCUCCAGGACAGAUGGAAACGAGUGAGAUCUCUUCAGAUCCCCCUCCUCCACCCCCUCCGCCUCCUCUCCCUCCACCCCCCCUUCCACCAGCUCUGCUGAGCAGCAAGAGUUCAUCAAAGGGAGAUCAGGAGCAGCCCCUCAUCUUCACCACUGAGAAUUCAGCAAGGAAAUCCCUACAAGAAAAUAUAGGAACAAUGGAUGAUGUGCUGGCUUCAUUGAAGCGUGGUGAAGUAUUGCUUAGGAAGGUUGAUCGAACUAAGGUGCAGUAUGCAGAGAAGCCUCAGGGUCUGCGAGAAAGCUUGUUAGCCGAGAUUCGACGAGGCGUCCCACUAAGAAAGGUGGAGCAAACCCUUGAUGGAAAGCCAAGCCCUGACCCAGCCUCGGACAGUGACCCAGUCACUCAGUUGGAACGCAGCAUUAAAGCAGCUAUGAAACGGAUGAAAAAAGUGUCUUCUGACUCUGAUGAUGAUGAUGAUAAUGAAGAUGGAGAGUGGGAUGGCUGACAUACCACUGCGUUCCAGUACUUGCACUGUGCCAUCUGCAAAUUGAGUUUUACACUGUCUGAAUUAACUGACAGAAUAAUGCAGUUACUGCAGAGUUGAAUGGAGAUUUAGCAGAUUACAUGCCCAGCCAGUGUUUGAGCUGAAGGAUCCUAUCUGUGUACUGCUUUGCCACAAAAUCUCAGUAUAUGUAUCGUACCAACUGUCAAUACCAAUGUACAUUCAAUGCAAGGCCACAGUCAGUGGGCAGUUCAGACUGUUCUUGCAUAAAAAUAAUUUGAAUUAAGUGCCUUUAAAUUAGAAGAUUUUACCCUUACUGACUAUGCACAAUAGAAGAGAUGGGCUUGCCUGUGUGCAUGCGCAAGCACAGGCUUGUCUGUGUAUGUGUAUGCACCUCUUAAAACUUUUUAAUAUUUUGCACAGACUUAUCAAUGCAUCAAUGACUCCAUGUAUUGUUUCCCUUAUUUCCCAUUCACUUUCUGUUGAGCUGUCUUGGUUUUAUUUUAGAGAUAGUCCCUGUUGCACUUAAGAAAAUACUAUUUUUACAGAAAAUGUCCUGUGAAUUGAUUACUGUGCCAGCAGUAUUCCUCAUUAUACUUCCUUCCAUCUGUUUCAUUAUCAGAUCCAGGGGAACUCCAGUGGAGAAGUGUGGUCGAGGGAGAAAGGCCAUGACUACAUUAAGUAGUUUAUAGGCUUGCGACACUGUGUGCCUCCCCUAUCUUUGAUGUUCCGUGAUAUUCCGGAAACAUUGGAGAAUGAUUGUCACUUAGUAUUAAGAGCCAGCAUAGGAAAAGAACAAAGUCUUGGGUUUUACAUUCUGAGGAAAAUCACUUGUGUAGGAAACAGGAUCCUGAAAACAGCAGUGUGCUAAUGCCUGGCUCAACAGUGUAGUUCUGUGGUUGGUCAUCAGUGAGAUCCCCUGCUCUUGGGAUAAUCCCAAGAGAUGGGGUAGUCUGUGUUCAGCUGAAGUAAGGUAUGUCCAGGGUUUAAUGUUGGUGAGGGAGCACACCCAUCACUUGGAUGCAUCCAUUUGAGCCAAGGCUGUAAGACACUAAGGAGUGAUAAGGUGACACAGGUUUGAACAUGUUAAACUUUACAGGGCGUUGGCCAAGUGCAGGGUAGUGGAGCAGCAGGAUUUCAGAACUGCUCAAGUUUCAGCUAGAAAAUAUUCACCUGCAGGAAGUGAUUGCUCACUUACUAGGACUGACCACUGUAUGUUAGCUUCAGCAAGGUGUUGCAUCUUAGGAUAGAGAAUUGACUCCUGCUGACAUUUGAGGCAGUCUAUGAAGUCCAGGAUGCUUACAGACGAUGAGCUGUUAACCUUUUACUUGCAGAGGUUAUCAUUCUGCUCCAGGUUUAAUGAGAACUGGAGCAGCUAUGGCUCUCUGCAGUUUAAUGAGAAUUCUCCCAAGCAGACACAACCAGAUGACUGUACUUAAUUGUAAUGCCUUUCAUAGGCAAGUCUGUACCAUUUGAACCUGUGAAAAACGGUUACCCAGAGGAAUUAAAAAGGCAACAAUUUACCUGAGUUGAAAAAACUGCAAUAGUUGAGGGAGAAUUGGUUAAUAUUGCAUUAUGCUUUUUACCUCCCAGGGCACUGGCAUAGUGAAAUGAAAAUAAACCGUUGAAGUUCCAGUUUAAAGU
This is a messenger RNA of Hypanus sabinus (Atlantic stingray), 3986 nucleotides long. Its product is annotated as WASP homolog-associated protein with actin, membranes and microtubules. Lineage: Eukaryota; Metazoa; Chordata; Chondrichthyes; Myliobatiformes; Dasyatidae. Gene Ontology annotation, molecular function: Arp2/3 complex binding; actin binding. Bases 69 to 2345 code for a protein of 758 amino acids. The transcript is spliced from 10 exons. Gene Ontology annotation, cellular component: endoplasmic reticulum-Golgi intermediate compartment membrane; cytoplasm. Gene Ontology annotation, biological process: endoplasmic reticulum to Golgi vesicle-mediated transport; Arp2/3 complex-mediated actin nucleation. The record is from RefSeq and is a predicted model, not a curated record.